Molecule: messenger RNA, 1761 nt
Organism: Bacidia gigantensis
Lineage: Eukaryota; Fungi; Ascomycota; Lecanoromycetes; Lecanorales; Ramalinaceae
Exons: 5
Coding region: 1-1761 (586 amino acids)
Source: RefSeq, a predicted model, not a curated record
AUGUUGAGUAGGAAAGACGCUGCGAACACAAUCACGACGUGGGUGCUUCCGAUCAUAGGCCUUAUUGUUCAAGCACCCUGGGAAAGCAACCAGGCAUGGGAGACAACGCUGGCUUUCUUCCGCUACUUGGGAUCCCCAAUCUCCGUUUUAUCCUACAUUCUCUGGAAUAUCAAAGUGCAAGGCAAAGCGGCAUUGAUGGUCGAUAUGUCCACUAAGUAUCACGAGUACCCCGCCGAGGGCUCGGAGUUCUCCCACAUGAGAGACUCGAUGUACAUUCUCUGCGUCAUGAAUCAGUACUCGAUCAAGCCCUCCUUACCAGCUAUCGAGUCGGAACGACUCCUUCGCAUCGCGCUAUUCAGUAACAAGCUUCAGCUCAACAGUUCAAUGGAUGAUCGUGACAACAUUGUUGCGCGACGGACAGAGCUAGCCCGGGUUCUGCGCGAAGGCCGAAAGAAAGGGGUAAUACCAGUCUUUGUCUCCUUCCUUUGGUUUGUAUUUGCGCUUGCCCUCUCAGUUGAGCUCGCCUACGACAGCAUUGGUGGCAAUCAGACUGCUCACAACCUUGCCCUCGGGCUUCUAGUAGGCUGGCUACCCGUCUUGGUUGUUGCGAGUACUGUCGACCGUAAUUCAGUAUCUGCCGACUCCAUCCGUGAACGGCUCAAUGAUCUGGUGGAAGAAGUACGACGAUCACUGCUUGGGACAAGCAGACUAGAGGACCACAAACAAGCGACCAAUGAUGAUGAUUGCGACUCUGCAACAAUGGGGCCCUUACACGACACGGAAAUCUUUGAUGGCAACUUCUUCAUGGCCUUCGGUGGCCAGGGUCGCACCCCUUUUCACUAUGGCGUGGCUCAUCCUAUCUUGAGCGGCAUCGAAACCAAAUUCAUGGCUCAAUAUGGUCGUGACUGGCUACGUCAUGGCUAUGCUGCGAGACGUGCUAUGGUCAUAGGCACAAUCAAUAUGAAUGGCCUGAAAAUGUUCGAUUCGCGGUUCACACCAACAGUGGGCCUAGGAUGUCGCACCGGCGGCUACUUGGUUCACAUCAUCCUCGCCCUCUCGCUCCUUCUUAUCGAGUUUUCUGCGUGGGCAUUCACCUACGACAAGACUCAUACGCAUGAUGAUAUCUGCCGCCGCGUGAGCACUAGACUGGAACAUCGCUUCACUGACCCCGAAAAGGGACUUUCCCAGGAUUCUCGCUUACAGAAGAUGAUCACACGUCUUCGUGGCCACGCCUUCCGCGACGUAGUCAAAACCCUCAUUAUCCGUCCCCUCGAGGCAAUCAACGCUGGCUGGCUCAUCUACAUAAUCGCUGCUCAGACCUUCGGCUCGUAUCAAACAUGCGAAUGCUUCGCCUCAACCUGGUCCCAACAGACAGGUGGCGGCUACAUCGAUUUCGCAGCCUACGACUAUUAUGCUGCACGUGGGGUCUACGUGUACUGGUCCGCCGGCGUUGGCCUCUCUUGCUCCGUCAUGGCAUGCGGGCUCCUAUACAUCGCACACGAGUACUGCACCCAAAGCAACCUUAGCACCGAACAUUACGGAAGGGCGAUGAAGGGGUUGGAGUGGACGAGAGCGUACAAGAAGUACUCGCGGUUUGUGAGGUUGGUGCCUGAUAUGAUUCUUACAUCGGCCAAAUACCUCACCUUCCGCAUCACGGGAGGCACUACGAGGAAUACAAGACGUAGUCUGGUGUGGACAGUAGAUCCGAAGCCAAGGGCUGGCAUUCAUGUUUUCGGACUGGAUGAUGGGGUGGAGAGCUAG